GUCCCUGCUGUUGCUUCUGCUUCUGCUUCUGCCUCUGCUUCUUCUGCCUCGCCUCAACUGUCUUCUUCUCCUCAAUCUUCAUCCACCGCCAGCACCAGCGAUACCGUUACUUGCGCUGCCUUUGUCGCCUCUUCUGCAGCUGCACCACUCGCAACUUACAGCAAUGACCCCUCGUCAGCCGUCCAUCAACAGCCAAAUUUAAACGACACUAUAGAUCUCACUGCCGAUACUGGUCUCGGUCAUCGGCAUCCGCCGUCUCCUUUAGAAGACCACACCACCUCUUCCUCACAGGCUUUCUCAGUUCCAGAGGCCAUCUCUUCGGCUGCAGAUCCUGACACAGCCAUGAUCUUCUCAGACUUUUACAAAGGGUCACGAUCCCCUUUGUCUAGACUCCGCCAACAAAGUCCCCAGUCACGAAAUCCAGCAAACUCACCUCCUUGGCUUGCUCCCGAAUAUGAAGACCUCCUCAGCAAAGACAAGUACAGGCAAAAGGAUGCCAUCAAAAAAUACUUAGCCGCCAAGGUCAGGACCAAUUGGGGAUGGCAGUGGGCACCGGCCCGCAAGCCUGGAGAGAAAACCGCCGAGAAGCCAUCUGAUUCCGAUGAGCCGAGAAACUCUACCACAAAAGAUUCAGAAUCUGAAGCAAUCAGGGUCGAUUCGGCCAAAGAUAUGCGUGAUCGGGCCUCCGAAGAUGCUGGCUACGCCGUUGACAGCACCGAUCAGGGCGAAGAUGCUUCAGACCAUGAAGACAUUGACGCCGAGAACGACGACGAUACAGAUUCAGUCUACAGCGUUGUAUCAGAGGAUGCUGUCAACUACCGCCCCCGCAUGGAAUGGUACUCUGACCUGUCCGAUGACGAGGCUGCUAUUACUUCUCUAGACAAACUGGAGGCCACCGAUCAUGUUACCAAGACUUCAAUCUUGGAGAAGCGAGCUGCACGCCGGAGAGCUGCUAGAGAGGAAAUGACUUGGAAUGAGGGGCUGGCAUGUUUCGAGGCACGGCGAAACGCUUGGACUGGUGCAAAGACCGUUCGUGUGCGGAGCAAACCAGUCUCUUCACCACCGGUGUCUCCUCGUUCUCCCCGGCGCUUUUUCUUCCGCCGCUCCAUCUCAGGAUCACCACCUUCGGCUGCUUUGAUCGAUCCGAAUCCGCUUGGAAAUAGCCCUACAGGCACGAUAUCCGACAUCUCAUCAAUGGCCAAGGACGAAAAGGACCUCAACAAGCAAGGCUCUAGAGACUCUGACCGCAUCUCCGAUCGCUUGCUACCAGUUGAGACGCUCCUGCCCAUCCCAUACCCAAUCCUGCCCCCCACCAAUUCUUUCCGAGCUUCCAUUACUCCUUCGCUUUAUCUUAGCCUCUACGACAAGGUCAUUCUUAACAAUUUACAACCGUCAUGCCCGAUCAACCUGCAAGACAUGAUACGCUCCUGUGUGACAGGAUGGAAACGUGACGGCGAAUGGCCCCCAAAGCCAUCAGCCCCCGAACCCAUUGUUGUUACAAUGCGGCGUAAGAAGGCCAAAAAGGCAUCGACAACCACGGGGGGCUCAAUCGGCAUCACUGCGCGGAGAUUGAGUUUUGGGUUAAUUGGCCGCGAUAAGGACGACGAGUAUCACGCCGGCAUGGGCAUUCGCAAAAGUCUUCAGAAAGUGCUUGGUUUGGGAGCACAGCCA
This is a messenger RNA of Trichoderma harzianum CBS 226.95, 1671 nucleotides long. RefSeq lists its product as hypothetical. The transcript has 2 exons. Lineage: Eukaryota; Fungi; Ascomycota; Sordariomycetes; Hypocreales; Hypocreaceae. The annotation marks the transcript as partial. The record is from RefSeq and is a predicted model, not a curated record.